Chinchilla lanigera (long-tailed chinchilla) is the source of this 451-nucleotide messenger RNA. RefSeq names its product acyl carrier protein, mitochondrial. The record is from RefSeq and is a predicted model, not a curated record. Gene Ontology annotation, biological process: fatty acid biosynthetic process. Gene Ontology annotation, molecular function: acyl binding; acyl carrier activity. Gene Ontology annotation, cellular component: mitochondrion. NCBI's taxonomy places the organism in Eukaryota, Metazoa, Chordata, Mammalia, Rodentia, Chinchillidae.
GUGCCAGGGAGGAUCCCACAGCCGUGCCGCCAGUAUAGCGACGCACCCCCUUUGACGUUAGAAGGAAUCAAGGAUCGGGUUCUGUAUGUCUUGAAACUUUACGACAAGAUUGACCCAGAAAAGCUCUCGGUAAACUCCCAUUUUAUGAAAGACCUGGGCUUAGACAGUCUGGACCAAGUGGAGAUUAUCAUGGCCAUGGAGGACGAAUUUGGGUUUGAAAUUCCUGAUAUAGAUGCAGAAAAGUUAAUGUGUCCACAAGAAAUUGUAGAUUACAUUGCAGAUAAGAAGGAUGUAUAUGAAUAAAAUACCAGACCCCUUCGCACAGGGCUCCAGGGACGCUGGGGACCGGAAGUGAGAGUGUGGCCUGUCAUCACCACACAGAGCAACUCUGUCGGACUUAUAUUUAAGCUGUCUUGUUUUGCCCUUUGAAAAUAAACGGGUUAAACCAACA